AUGGCGGAGGAGGCGCUGACGACGUCGGAGCCGCUGGCGCUCGAGUCCUCGUUCACACACUGGGCGCGCUUAGUGGAGGUGCCAAUCGGCGAAGAUCGUGUGGUGUCUGUCGAGCAGGAUCCGGACUCGUUUGUGCUGGGAACGACCGUAUGGGACAGUAGCAAGACCCUCCUCAAAUUCAUCGAGCAGCGCCCCGAGCGGUUCCAGCGUUUCUCGUCUAUCUGUGAACUUGGCGCGGGCUGUGGAGGUCUCGCAGGCAUCGCCAGUGCGAUUGUCACUGGUGGACUGGCCGAUGUGGUGCUCACGGACAUUGGCCCGGUCCUUCCGUGGCUGCGACGCAACGUAAGGGAAAACCUGACCGACAAAGAGCUACAGCGCGUGCGCGUGGAGCAACACGCUUGGGGCACGCCCGUGACGAAUCUUAAGGCGCCAUUCGACUGCAUCUUGUGUGCUGACGUGGUGUACGAGAAGGCGUGUGUGAAGCCGUUGGUGCAGUCAUUGCUAGCUCUGUCACACCGCAAGACUGUCAUCUUCUUGGCUAAUGAGCGUCGUGCACCGGUAGUGCGAGCGGAAUUUAUGAAACAUUUGGAUUCGUAUUUCCAGUGGAAGGAAGUGCCCAAGACGGAGCUGGAUGCGGAUUAUCUGAAAGAAGCGAUCGAGGUGUUCGAGAUGAGACCAAAGAAGCGCAAAGUGCCACUAGAGAUGCAGAUCGAAACGCCAGACAACUACAACCCUGACGAACAGGAGUAUCACCCGCUGGGUAGUGGCGCUGGAAACGAAGCGGACCCAUACGAUCGGGAUCUCUGGAAUGACCUGCUACGAGACCUGUCGAUUGAUCCUGCAGACAUGAAGAAACCAAGUUGA
Messenger RNA from Phytophthora infestans T30-4, 864 nucleotides. RefSeq lists its product as uncharacterized. Lineage: Eukaryota; Oomycota; Peronosporomycetes; Peronosporales; Peronosporaceae. The transcript is spliced from 2 exons. The record is from RefSeq and is a predicted model, not a curated record. Bases 1 to 864 code for a protein of 287 amino acids.